UCUGCUCCUGGCUCCUAAUGAUGCAGCUGGUAAUAGGAUUGUGACUUCCCUCUGGGGCAGCCACGCAAGCCAUGGCUGUGGGGCUGGCAACUGGUGCUCAGUGACCCUGACUACCCGCCGGCUGAGGAGCCAGAGCCCCCAGCCAGGACCCUGUGCCCGGCUGGCCUCCCGUGCAGGGAAUGGUGCUGUGCCCCGGGCCAGCAGGCUGGGCUCGCCAUGGUGCUGGGUGCCAUCCUGGCACGAGGUUGGGAUGUGUGCCGGCGGAACGGGCUGCUCAUCCUGUCUGUGCUAUCUGUCACCGUGGGCUGCCUCCUCGGCUUCUUCCUGAGGACCCGGCACCUCUCACCGCAGGAAAUUAGUUAUUUCCAGUUUCCUGGAGAGCUCCUGAUGAGGAUGUUGAAGAUGCUGAUCCUACCCCUGGUGGUCUCCAGCUUGAUGUCUGGCCUCGCCUCCCUGGAUGCCAAGACCUCCAGCCGCCUGGGCAUCCUCACUGUGGCGUACUACCUGUGGACCACCUUCGUGGCAGUCAUCGUGGGCAUCGUCAUGGUCUCCAUCAUCCAUCCGGGUGGCGCGGCCCAGAAGGAGACAACGGGGCAGAGUGGGAAGCCCAUCAUGAGCUCAGCCGACCCCCUGCUGGACCUCAUUCGGAACAUGUUUCCAGCCAACCUGGUGGAAGCCACAUUCAAACAGUACCGCACCAAGACCACCCCGGUUGUCAAGUCCCCCAAGGCGGCAUCCGAAGAGGCCCCUGCUGGGCGGAGCCUCAUCUAUGGGGUCCAGGAGGAGAACGGCUCUCGUGUGCAGAACUUCGUCCUGGACCUGACCCCACCACCCGAAGUUGUUUACAAGUCAGAGCCUGGCACCAGCGAUGGCAUGAACGUGCUGGGCAUUGUCAUCUUCUCUGCCACCAUGGGCAUCAUGCUGGGCCGUAUGGGUGACAGCGGCGCCCCCCUGGUCAGCUUCUGCCAGUGCCUCAAUGAGUCUGUCAUGAAGAUCGUGGCGGUGGCUGUGUGGUACUUCCCCUUUGGCAUCGUGUUCCUCAUUGCUGGCAAGAUCCUGGAGAUGGACAACCCCACGACGGUCGGAAAGAAGCUGGGCUUCUACGCGGUGACCGUGGUGUGCGGGCUGGUCGUCCACGGCCUCUUCAUCCUGCCCCUGCUCUACUUCUUCAUCACCAAAAAGAAUCCCGUCGUCUUCAUCCGCGGCAUCCUCCAGGCCCUGCUCAUCGCGCUGGCCACCUCCUCCAGCCACGGGACCCACCCUUGGCAGCACACGCACCUCGUGCAGGACUUGGGAGGAGCAGAACCACAUGUGCCAGCUGCCUGGGGAUGGGGCUGGUGGGGAGAGUUUCUAUCACUGGCCAGUGGGCAGUCGAGGGGCCCCAAGCAUCCUGGAGGAGGGUGAUGGGCAGACACUGGCCCCUCUGCCCACAGCUCAGCCACACUGCCCAUCACCUUCAAGUGCCUGCUGGAGAACAACCACAUCGACCGGCGCAUUGCCCGCUUCGUGCUGCCCGUGGGCGCCACCAUCAACAUGGAUGGCACUGCGCUCUAUGAGGCUGUGGCUGCCAUCUUCAUUGCCCAGGUCAACAACUACGAGCUGGACUUCGGCCAGAUCAUCACUAUCAGCAUCACAGCCACCGCGGCCAGCAUCGGGGCAGCCGGCAUCCCCCAGGCCGGACUCGUCACCAUGGUCAUCGUGCUCACUUCCGUGGGUCUUCCUACCGACGACAUCACCCUCAUCACUGCUGUCGACUGGGCUCUGGACCGUUUCCGCACCAUGAUUAACGUGCUGGGUGAUGCCCUGGCCGCUGGGAUCAUGGCCCACGUCUGCCGGAAGGACUUUGCUCAGGACACGGGCACUGAGAAACUGCUGCCCUGCGAGACCAAGCCUGUGAGCCUCCAGGAGAUCGUGGCGACCCAGCAGAACGGCUGUGUGAAGAGUGUGGCUGAGGCCUCAGAGCUGACUCUGGGCCCCGCCUGUCCCCACCACGUCCCCAUCCAGGCGGAGCAGGAUGAGGAGCCGGCCACUGCCCGUCUGGACCACUGCACUAUCGAGAUCAGUGAGCUGGAGACCAAUGUCUGAGCCUGCGGAGCCGCAGGGGCCAGGGGCAGCCUCCAAGGUCAGGGGCCAAAGGCAGGAUCUCAACCCGCCGCAGAGCCCGGGGGCCAGGCUCGCACGAUCUUCCCAAGCUGGAGAGAGCAGCAUGAGCACCGCUGGAUGGAAAAUGAAGUUCCGGAGAAAGACGGCACGGGGGCGCCGCCGCUGGAGAGGUACAGGCAGACGUCGCCCGGGCCCUGAUGGGGACACGUCCGCCGGGUGGCCUCUGAGGACGGCAGGCAGAGGUCAUGGUACCUACUUUCUAGAUCACAGAGGUGAGGCUCUGGGAGCUGAAAACACUUGCCCCAGGUCUCCUGACGAGUCGUGUCCGGGCCAGGACUCCAGUUCAAGGCUUUCAGGCCCUGGCCGCUCCCUCCCAGAGGACAGCGAUGCCUGCAGGGCCAGAUGCCGAGAGAAAGAGGCUCUGCCCCUCUCCGGGGGCCCCACAGCCACCACUGCUUUCAAUUUAUGGAGACAUAACAACGUCCUGGUUCUGCCCCAGCUGCGUCCCAGCCCGGGCCGGCCCCCACCCUGCCCCAUGACACGUGGCCUCAGACAAACUGCUCUCCCCAAGGACAGGCCCAGCCCGAGGCCCAGACCUGCGGCCUUGAAUGUGCCACAGCCCGUCCCGUGGCCCCUCCUACCAGUUACCUCUCACAAAGCUCCCCCGACGUGGAGCCGGGGCCGGGGAAGGCGUCACCAGGGCUGCAGGGUGCGGAGGACCAAGUGGGCCGGCUGGGACGGGGGCAGCCGGCCUGCCUGGGAUGCUUUAGCCCAGCUGCCCUUACGGGCCUGGGGUCAGCACUCCCCAACAGCCCGUGUGAUGAAGUAGAGUGAGAUUUUUCUAUUCCUUUCCUUCUGUGUUUGCAAAUUCAAUGAUAACGAAAUAAAAGUAUUUUGUUUUUCAA
Molecule: messenger RNA, 3008 nt
Organism: Phacochoerus africanus (Common warthog)
Lineage: Eukaryota; Metazoa; Chordata; Mammalia; Artiodactyla; Suidae
Gene: SLC1A7
Product: solute carrier family 1 member 7
Exons: 12
Biological process (GO): L-glutamate transmembrane transport
Cellular component (GO): plasma membrane
Molecular function (GO): neutral L-amino acid transmembrane transporter activity; glutamate:sodium symporter activity; L-glutamate transmembrane transporter activity
Source: RefSeq, a predicted model, not a curated record